Helobdella robusta is the source of this 1422-nucleotide messenger RNA. RefSeq lists its product as hypothetical. The record is from RefSeq and is a predicted model, not a curated record. Lineage: Eukaryota; Metazoa; Annelida; Clitellata; Rhynchobdellida; Glossiphoniidae. The transcript has 4 exons. The coding region runs from base 1 to 1422 and encodes 473 amino acids.
AUGCAGCUGUCGACAAAAAGUACUUCGGUUUCGACCAUUUCAACAACGACUGGCCAUAUUCAAAUUGCCAAAACUAUUUCACUGUAUAUAUUCCUUGCAGUUUUGGGGUUUUCUUCUUCGCUGAUAGGUUCAUCGUUGCCGUUCUUGGAUGAAUUUUUUAGAAUUCAGAAAGGAGAGAAAACUACCACGAUAGCUGCUAUAUAUGCUGGUGUGGUCUUAGGCGCGUUGUCUUGCGCUUUGUUGUACAACUUACUGUCGAAAGAGAUAAUUUUCUCGACUGCCUUCAUAUUGGCUGGAUUCUCUUUGGUAUGUGCUGGAGUCUGCAACUCGUUGAGCUGUUUUGCUAUAUUCGUCUUCUUUCAUGGUUUUUCAUUAGGGAGCAUAGGAACCGCGAUCCAACCUUAUAUAUUAAGACUCUGGCAAAAGAAUGCUUAUCAGAAAUCGUUAUUCCACGGUAUCUACUUUGUCGGAUCAACUGGAUCGGUCAUGGCUCCUUUUGUCCUGCAAUAUUUUCUAUGCGAAGACAAAGUUUCAAAAGAAGAAGAUAAAUACAUAUUCCACGUAAAUCCGACAUAUACUAGAUUCUAUCACCCAGAUUCAUCUUAUUUUUUUCACUCAAGAUCGGAUUUGAAUCGAAACAGGAGUGAUUCUUGUCCAUUUUACUCUUCUUCUUGCGUAAGAGCUGUACCAUAUACUUUCAUAACAUUUGGGACCGCUAUACUUCUUGCUUCUGUGCCGUACAUUGCCAUCUGGGUUCAUAAUUACGCAGAAAAAAAUGAAUCGAAUCAUUCGAAUCAAAUGAGUUUUUCAACGAUUCCUUCCUUUGUUGAAAAUGCGGCGUCCAGUUUGUAUCUGAAAAUGGCAAUUUAUUUAACUGCUUUCUUAUUUGUCAUUUUUGUGGAACUCCAAGAGAGCAUACCUGUUUAUUUUUUAUCAAGUUUCGUCGUCAAUUAUUUAAAAUGGAGUCCCGUGAAUUCUCCGUUUUUAUUAUCGGCCUAUUUUAUGUCGCAGUUGUUAGCUAGGAUAUGCAUUGUAAUUUUAUCAAAAAAAAUUCCACCGUCAACAAUUUUGUGGUUUAACAUUACGGCAACAUUUGUCGCCUCAACAUCCGUCUUCUUCACAAUUAACUGGAGUUACAUCAUCUGGUUUGCAUCACUAGUUUAUGGAGUUAGCAUGGCUACAACAUUUUCCACCUACAUACUCUGGAUGUCUCAGACUAUUGAGAUUGAUGCCAAAAUUUCCGCCAUGAUGAUCAUCACAAGUUCCACAGCUGGCGUCUGCACGCCUCUCCUCAUGGGUAGAUUAAUUCAUAAAUAUGGCCAGUUUUGUUUUGCCUACUGUCUCAUAUUUAUUUCCUUUUACAAUUUAUUAGCCUAUGCCUUAAAAACCUUUUUCUUUCAUAUUUUUUCUGAUCUUAGAUAA